Messenger RNA from Eufriesea mexicana, 5438 nucleotides. It is a transcript of the gene Ask1, whose product is annotated as apoptotic signal-regulating kinase 1. Gene Ontology annotation, molecular function: protein binding; protein kinase activity; ATP binding. The record is from RefSeq and is a predicted model, not a curated record. The transcript has 26 exons. NCBI's taxonomy places the organism in Eukaryota, Metazoa, Arthropoda, Insecta, Hymenoptera, Apidae. Bases 1145 to 5233 code for a protein of 1362 amino acids. Gene Ontology annotation, biological process: MAPK cascade; protein phosphorylation.
UCUGUUCGCUAUCCUACAAGCCGAUAUCUCCCGAGAAGUGACGUGUUGUCAGUCGAUCGUGGGGCAGGCCAGUUCUCGGGGUCCCCCUGUAAUAUAAUAACAUAAAACACAAAGAGGUACGUACGUCAAUACCAUCCGCUAUGAUUGCAUUAGCUCCUUACAUUCUACGUUGCUAAUCACAAGAUACCAUCUACUAUGCGGAUUGAAUGAAAACAAAAAGUAUACUCUUCCUCCUUGACGUGGCAACGGUACCACCUUGUCAAUUCUGUGUUCCGAAUGAAAGGGGAGCGCUGCGGAGUGGCCGCUCCGCGCAUCACUGCACCCCACUAUUCUUCACGCACUCGUAAACCGCGUACAUACGAAUCAUGUUCACCUUCCGGACCUUUUCUGUCACUCAUAGUUACUCGUGGUUUUCAAUACGGAUCUUAACAUAAUCAACUAUCCAGCAUUACGAUUGGAUAGUUUCUGCAACUUUUGUUCUUUGUCUAGAGAUAUUGGUUUCCUGUUAAACAAAAGAGAAGUGGUCUUUCAGUACAGGUAUUAGCCUAAAUAUUAAACCUGAUGGGCAGAGUUACUCUGAUGAAUAAAGGAGCAGAAUUGGCAUCUCUUAUCCUAUUUAACAGUUACAAGCAUGUGAGUUGAAAAGUCGUAGCUUCCGACAAUCUACUCGGUAUGAUUGUUCUUCCUAUUCCUGACAUCCUGCUCGUGUGGAGUUCAUUGGUACGUUUCCACGGUGCUCUGUACUGUAACAUUCAGUGCAAUCAAAUCCGAAUGACCUACAAACUCAUUAUCCGCUUUUUACGUAUUACUGAACCUCUUUCGAUAACAUGCUCUCCGACUAAAGGGUCGAUUCUAGUUGAUCGACAAAAGUGUUUUGCGUCAGUAGCAUUCAAGACUAUCUUAUGUUCGAUAUUUUAACUUUACGGAGUAUAAAACUUGCGAACGAUGAUCAUACAUUGCCGUCGAAGUACGCUUGAAGUACGACCUCGACUCCGGAUUUGUGUGUUCUAGAAGAAAUGGACGAUUGUGUCUAUAAUGUGCAGUGUAAAAGCAGGUGAAUGUAUUAUUCUUUUGUUCGUUGAAACUUCCAAGCACCUAUCAAAUAGAAAUUAAGAAUUUUACUUCCACCUAAUAACUGUGCAACAUGCAAUCCAAUUGUGGCGAUACAGUUGACAUGGCUGUAGCUGCACAAUCAACAAUCAUAGAAGGUAUUUCUAGUACUGAUAGCAUUGGAACACACAGUGACAUUUCUGGACAUACUACUAUCCCAGGAAGACCUAGAAUGGAUGUAGCUUGUGUGUUAGAUUUACAACAAUCAGAACAUUUAGCUCAAAGGAAAAGAGCCUUAGAAGAAGUUAGACAAGCAUGUAAUCUAGUUAAUGCCAAUAUGCAUCAUAUUCAGUUUGAAAAGCUGGACUUUGGAGAAACAAAUGUACUCGAUACAUUUUAUAAUGCAGAUGUAGCUGUUGUUGAUUUAAGCAUCCAAUUACAACAAUCUGCUUUGUUCUAUCAUCUUGGUGUCAGAGAAAGUUUCGGCAUGAAAGAAAAUAUUCUGUUACAUAAUGAUAUAGAUACAGAAACAACAAUAAGAAUUAAGUUAUCAUGCGGUAAUUAUACAUUUGUUUCGUACCGUGUGGUGGAAUGUGGUUCAUGUGUGGCAACAAAUCCAGCUACGACCAGAAUUACUGGAGAGGAAGUUAUAGACCCAAAACAACAUCUUACAUUGAAACUCAAGAAGUUAUUUCAAGACGUUGAAGUACAAUCUAAGGCUCAUAUGAAAGAAAAGUUUUUAGCAGAUUUACGGAAAGCUCGUGAAACAUAUUCUGCAGAAGAACUUUCCAAAGCUUUGAACAACAUGCGUAAACGUUUAGAUGAUCCAAACGUUUUAUCUGGAGAGGUUGUUUUAAAUGUUUUGAUUUCCUUUCGUGAAAUACAGGAUUAUGAUGCAAUGGUACAAUUAGUUGAUGAUUUAAGAACUAUACCGACUCAUAAAAAUUAUAUCAAUACCCCGGCUAUUCGUUAUUUAUACGCAUUUGCAUUAAAUCGGCGGAAUAAGGAAGGUGAUAGAGAGAGGGCAUUAAAAGUUAUAGAAAAAGCGUUGGAGAAGAAAGAAAACCAUGUUCCUGAUAUGUUAUGUUUGUGUGGAAGAAUAUAUAAAGAUAAAUUUGUAGAAAGUAGACAUACUGAUGAAGAAAGUUUAAAGAAUGCAAUUCGUUGGUAUAGGAAAGGUUUUGAGGUUCAACCAAAUGAAUAUGCGGGUAUCAAUCUCGCUACAUUGCUUGUUAUAGCAGGGAAUGAGUUUUCUAAAAGUGAGGAAUUGCAACAUAUAGGCAUGGUAUUGAAUAAUCUCAUUGGCAAGAAAGGUAGUUUGUCAAGUUUAAAGGAUUACUGGGAUGUGGCAACAUUCUUUGAAAUCAGUGUACUUGCCGAGGACCAUUCGAAAGCUAUUCAAGCCGCUGAAUGCAUGUUCAAAUUGAAGCCGCCAAACUGGUACCUGAAAUCAACAAUAGGGAACAUAUCGCUGAUAGAUAGGUUUCGUAAAAAGAAUGAAGAGGCGGAGGUUUCACCAGAGGAGCACAUAUUUUGUUUUUGGAUGGACUACUUUGUUGAAGCUACAAAACCGGAAGUUGGAGAUAGUAUACGGUUUCCACUCUUAGUGUUGGAGCCCACGAAGAUCUUGAUGCCCAGCUAUGUAAACGUUAACCUUGGAGCAGAAGAGAAAUCCGUGCAAAUUUGGAACCUGUGCUUGGAUAAUAUGAAGAAUAAUUGCAAACAAGUUCACGAUUGGUUAUUUACCGCGAACAUGAUACGGAGUGUAAGCUUAUAUAAAAGAGAUGAACGCUGCCUUUUUUUAUACGUUCACCAAAAUUCCGACGAUUUCCAAAUGUAUUUCCCAUCUGUUCAAUGCAGAGAACGAUUUUAUGAUUUAAUCUUGGAAAUGACCAGAGAUCAGGAAGGUAUGGUUACAGACCUAGAUGCAUACAUGACUGAUGAUAGGAUGAAGUUUGAAUAUGAAUUGGAUGAUCAAAACAAACGAAUCACGCUAGGUAAAGGUACAUACGGGGUUGUCUAUGCUGCUCGAGAUUUAAACACGCAAGUCAGAAUUGCUGUCAAAGAAAUUCGCGAACGUAAUUUAGGAGAUGUGCAACCUUUACACGAGGAAAUUAAAUUACACAGUCAAUUGAGACAUAGAAACAUCGUGCAAUACUUGGGUUCCGUAAGCGAAGAUGGAUACUUCAAAAUUUUCAUGGAACAGGUCCCUGGAGGUAGUUUAUCAGCUUUACUAAGAUCAAAGUGGGGCCCCCUGAAAGAAAAUGAAUCUACAAUUGCAUAUUAUACUAAACAAAUUCUGGAAGGUCUUAAAUAUCUCCAUGACCAAAAAAUUGUUCAUCGGGAUAUCAAGGGCGAUAAUGUUUUGGUAAAUACAUAUAGCGGAGUAGUAAAGAUUUCAGACUUUGGUAUGUCGAAACGAUUAGCCGGUUUGUGUCCAAGUACAGAAACGUUUACUGGAACAUUACAAUAUAUGGCACCAGAAGUUAUCGAUAAAGGACAGCGUGGAUAUGGUGCUCCUGCAGAUAUUUGGUCUUUGGGUUGUACAAUAGUUGAGAUGGCAACUGGUAAACCACCAUUCAUUGAAUUAGGUUCACCUCAAGCUGCAGUUUUUAAGGUUGGAUAUUAUAAAAUACAUCCCGAAAUACCAUCGGAAUUAUCUGAAAGGGCAAAGAAUUUUAUAUUGCGCUGUUUUGAACCUAAUCCUGACAUAAGAGCAAGUGCAGCUGAAUUAUUAGAAGAUCCAUUUUUAAAUGAAAAAAAGAAAAUCAAUCGAUUGCCGGCACCACCUGAUUUUAGUAGAAGCAUUUCAGUACCUGCCGACAGACUUGAACGCUUAGGGAAAUCUGAUAAAACGAAUAAUAAUCAUAUCGUUUCUGCUUCUCCUAUUCAGACUUCUCAAUCAGAUGAUAGUGUUACAUACAGUGGAGGGCUGACAAAGUCAAGUCCACUGAGGGAGCGCAGUCCAGCACACCUUCUGUCUCCCAUCAGAAUGCCCACUGCAACCCUUUCUUUUAACAGUAUGAUAGGAAAUACACCAUCUAUAGAGACAAGCGAAAGUGAUACGUCGGGAGCUUCAAUAACUAGAAGAAGUUCUUCCGGUGGUUUAUUAUCACCAGAAGUUGAAUUAGGAGGACAACCUGGUCAGAAAACUGGCGAAGAACAAGAAGGUUUUUAUUUACUGAAAAAAGAUAGUCAAAGAAGAAUGACUCUAACUAGAGUUCUUACUCAAGAUGAGGCAAAAAUCUGUGAAGUAUGGAUGCGAGGUAUACAUCAGGCAGAAGGACAGACUGUCCUACAAAUGAAACAUUUAAUAUUAUUAAUGCGUGCCUUGCGAGAUUACAUUGCGGAACAAAAUCAAGAAGUAAUCGUAACAGCUAUUAGAACGUUGAAAGAAGAAUUAGACUUUGAUUCCACCGCUAUUAAUCAUCUUAAUAUAGCUAUUUAUCUAUUUCAAACGGCAGUCAACGAAGUUUUACGAAUGCACAGUAUAAAGCCUCACUGGAUGUUUGCAUUGGAUAAUUUAGUCAGAAAUGCCGUACAAGCGGCCAUCACUGUACUCUCUCCUGAACUGGGAGCCAAUUUACUUGAUCAAGAACGCGAACAAUGUGACGGUCAAGGGCCAGAAGAAGGAUCUACAUCUGGUGCGUCGACUGUAAAUUCUGUAAAAUCACAAAAAACCGGUGAUUCUUUGGAUAAUAAGUAUUGGAAAGAAUAUCGAGAUCAAAUGGGAGCUUUAAAGACGGAGAAUUUGAGAUUGCUACACGAACUCAUUGAAAGUCAGAAGUCGUAUCAAGUUUUAUUGCAACAAAUUCUUGAAGAGCAAAGGACACAGGUUAAUACCCUAACACGACUUUGCGAAAGUAUAAAUAGACGAACUAUAAGACAAGAAUCAGGGUAUAAUUCAUCAAUAUCUGGAAAUAUACCGCAACAGGCAAUUUCAUUAAUUGUUAGCGAUAUGCCUACUAACGUAACUUCAUAUACUGACCAAGAUCUUGCAGAAUGGUUACGAAGUCUUCAGAUAGACGAAGUGUCUAUCGAAAGGUUUUUAUAUGAGGAGUAUACGUUAGAGGAUAUCUUGAAUCAUGUUACACGUGACGAUAUACGCAGACUUAAUCUCAGAGGUGGAAUUGAACUGAGGAUAUGGCAAGCUAUAUCGAAGCAUCGACAAAACAAGGAUUAAAUAAGGUUAAAUGAAACAAAGGGAAUAGUAGUUGAAUUGUAUACCACAUUGGAGUUGGUUUGGUUGGUUAGCCUUAUGCAGGGUAAAAUACUUGUUGAAUAUGAUUGCCGUAAAGUACAUGGUUAACGAGAGCAGAGUUAUUAAAUAUUUAGUAUCGAAUGAAAUACCUGUGUCGUUUAUUAGAUUAUUAUGCGUGAAACAAGUU